AUGAGAGGCGGCGCUAGUGGAAACAGCGUUCUGGAGACUAUAAACGCAGCUGCUACUGCUUUUGCUUCAUCUGAUGAUCGUGUUCAUCAAGCUUCUCCGAUUCGAAAGAAGCGAAAAUGGUGGAGUCGCUGGAGUAUCUUCGUAUGUUUCAGACAGAGAAAACGAAUCGGAAAAGCUUCUCUUGCUCCUGAACCGGAGGAACAAAUGUCAAUAACCGGUUCAACAUCCAGUUCCGGUUAUCGUUCGGUUAUGACUGCUCUUCCUUUCAUAGCUCCUCCGUCGUCACCGGCUUCGUUUUUCCAAUCAGAACCUCCUUCCGCAACACAGUCGCCUGUAGGGAUCCUCUCCUUUAGUCCAUUGCCUUGCAGCAACCGUCCUUCGAUAUUCGCCAUUGGACCUUACGCUCACGAAACCCAACUGGUUUCUCCUCCGGUUUUCUCCACUUACACCACCGAACCGUCUUCAGCUCCGAUCACACCUCCUCUCGAUGAAUCCAUCUACUUAACCACCACAACACCUUCUUCACCAGAAGUCCCUUUCGCUCAGCUCUUUAACUCCAACUUACAGAACAGCAACAAUAGGUUUCAGUUGUCUAACUAUGAGUUUCAGUUCUACCAACUUCCUCCUGGUAGUCCACUUGGUCAGCUAAUCUCACCGAGCUCGGUUGUAUCCGGUUCCGGUCAAACUUCUCCUUUUCCCGACGGAGAAACCGCCCGGUUCACUCACUUUGAAGUCUCUGAUCCUCCAAAGCUAUUGAGCCCUGAGAAACUUCUUUCCUCCAAGAGUGUUACAACUCCUACAGAGCAGAAGAUUGUGAGACAGCCGCAUAAACCGGUCUCGUUCGACCUUGAUGCGGAUCAUGUCAUCAGAUGCGUGGAUCAGAAGCUGAGAACAACGUUCCCUGAAGCAUCCGCGUCGUCUGAUCAAGAAGCGAUGGAUGAUUCUUCUCUUGGAUCGAAUAAGGAAUUCAAUUUCGGCACGGAUGAGAAACAUCUGACCGUUGACGAACAUAGAGCUUCGAGCAAGAACAGCAACAACGACUGGUCCUUCUUCCCUGUGAUGCAAUCUGGUACGCUUAGCUAA
Molecule: messenger RNA, 1083 nt
Organism: Thlaspi arvense
Lineage: Eukaryota; Viridiplantae; Streptophyta; Magnoliopsida; Brassicales; Brassicaceae
Source: the annotation of a GenBank genome assembly